Messenger RNA from Physella acuta, 2049 nucleotides. RefSeq lists its product as uncharacterized. The record is from RefSeq and is a predicted model, not a curated record. Lineage: Eukaryota; Metazoa; Mollusca; Gastropoda; Physidae. Gene Ontology annotation, cellular component: membrane.
AGUUAUUUAUACAUUCUGAUCUAAUUCUCCCACGUGAUUGGCCACACAGAUAAACGAAAUUUCCCGUCCCUUUUAAGCCACGGUAUUGAAUUCGUUAGAAUAUACCAAAAUGGAAGAGAAAACCGCCCCACCCCCUUCGUAUGAAGCAAGCAACUCUGGGUCUGGGGGGAUAGCAAACCCCAACUACGACGCGGUCUAUUCUCCGCCCCUGACGGUGUCAACUGCCCCAGUUCAGCCAUACUAUGGCAUACCGAUGGGGAACCAGUCAGUGUACGGCAACACCGUCAUCACCCAGCCGGCCAUGGUUUACAACCAAGUGCAGGCGGUCCCUGACCACACCACACUGGCCGUCAUGUCCGCCAUUUGCUGCUGUCCUCUGAUUGGACUGUUUGCAGUGAUGAAGGCACUCGACUCUCGUACUGCCCUGGCCAACAACGACAUCCCUCUAGCCAUGACGAGAGCUCAAGAAGCGAAACGACUUUCGAUCAUAACCAUCAUCUGUGGUGCGGUUGUCUGCAUUGUUGCUGUGGUUGUUGUCGUUGUGGUCUUACAAUCAAGCCUGUAUUAUUAUUAAUGCUAGUUGUUGUUUUAAAAUAAUGUAAUGCAAUUGAGCAGUUCAUGUUUCCCUUCAUAUCGCAUCACUUAAGAGCAGACCCUUGAAUGUUUCAAAUUAAUUUUACUAGAUUUAGAUCUACAAAAUGUUAUUUGCUAUACCACGUCAAAAUAGUGUUGAAAAGCAAUACUUGGUUGAUCAACAAAGUAGGCUAAAUGAGAGAAUUUGUUGUAUAAAAUUUGCACAAAAGUGAGAAUGGCCACAGAUAUCACCAAUUUAGCAACGUAACAAAACUACACACGUUUACUUUUUUACUGUUAGUUUUCUAAUAUUGUCUAGUUGAUUUUUUCAUUGAAGUAAUAGUAGGCCUAUAUAUAUAUAUAUAUAUAUAUAUAUAUAUAUAUAUAUAUAUAUAUAUAUAUAUAUAUAUAUAUAUAUAUAUAUAUAUAUUGUAUUAGGCUUUAUUAUUAUAUGAAACUUUGUUUUUAUAUAUAAUGUAUGUCUAUGAUUUCUGUCAGACGUAAUUUUCACUCACCCAAUUCAUGUAAUGACAUCUGUCUGUGUGAUCUAGAUGUGCUGUGCUACACAUAACAUUUCUUGACAGCACUGAUCGAGCGAUUCAAAGCUAAGCCUUAUCCUAAAUCAAUUACUUCUUUAAUACACAUUCAUUCAAAACGUGGUUUUUUUUCUAUUUCCUGCGGUUAACGGUUAUCCACUCGCUAAACCAGUCUGAUAUCCACUUAUGAGAAAAUCUGUGCACUUCCACGGCCUUACAUAUUUAAACGGCAAAGAGUUUAUUUUUUUAGAAAGGCGGUUUCUCUUCUGAGAAUGUUUGGUGCCAAGUAUAUCCAGCGAAGUCUGGAGUUGAAUUGCUGGAACCUGUAAGUGUGAAAGAACAGUGAUAGUAUGCUGUCUACGCUCAGUAGCUAGCUGACUUUAGCUCUUAAGCUAGCUGACUUUAGCUCUUAACUUGUCUUAAGCUAAUUGGCUUUAGCUCUUAAGCUUGCUGACUUUAGCUCUUAAGCUAGCUGACUUUAGCUCUUGAGCUAGACGGCGUUAGCUCUUAAGCUAGCUGACUUUAGCUCUGUACCUGACCUAAGCUCUAAAGGCCACCUAACUUUUAACUGCAGCUUAUUGACUAACUCUGUAGGUAUCUGAGUUAAGCUCUGCGGGCAGCUGACUUAACCUCUGUCGCGAGCUGACUUUUGCUCUGAAACUAGCUGAUUUAUAUUUGUUAUACACCAAUAAUUUCAUUGAUUACGUUUUUACCAAUACUUUACUGCAAUCGAUCAGAGAAUUCAAUUAAAUGUUGGUGUUGUAUAGUAAUUCAGAAUUAAUCUUAAUCAUUAUCUAAAACCAAAAUGGUUUCCAUUGUAUUUUGAGUUGUUAAUUUUUAAAUUAAAGAUUUAUGAUUACACCUAUAGAUCCAUGUAUUGAUAAAGGGGAAUAGAAAUUUUUACACGGGGUAAAAAAUUAAUAAACAUAAUAGCACACGU